Molecule: messenger RNA, 988 nt
Organism: Odocoileus virginianus texanus
Lineage: Eukaryota; Metazoa; Chordata; Mammalia; Artiodactyla; Cervidae
Source: RefSeq, a predicted model, not a curated record
GUUACUUUAAAUUUUAUUUUCUAAUUUUAUGUUCAAAAUACAAUUUUGUUUUCUUUGGAAUGCACGUUCUACAUUGGAUCACUUUCUUCUAAAAUCCCUGAUUUAUAUGAGUUCUCAAUCAAUGGCCUAAUUCUGAGAUGACAUCUUUAGGCUCUGAUUUCAUCAACACAAAGACCAGUCCGACAGGAAGUUGCGCUGACGCUACCAUCCUAUGUAAACAUCCCAGGCCUUCUGACUCCGUGUCGGACACUCAUUGUUUUUGUUUUCCGUUUCGUCAGAAGGUUGGCCACAGUGUCCAGGCAGUGCCUGCACGUGUCUGUAAGCCUUUAUGAGCGUUCUCGAUCCGAAAAAGCAUAGGAGCGGGACCUGGAUGAACCCUGGACACCGUCAGGAUGGGGAACAGCACAUCAUCAUCUUUGGGAAACGCAGCAACUGCUCCCGUGAAUCAGAUCCAAGAGACCAUUUCUAAUAAUUGUGUGGUGAUUUUCUCCAAAACAUCCUGUUCUUACUGUACGAUGGCAAAAAAACUUUUCCAUGACAUGAAUGUUAACUAUAAAGUGGUGGAAUUGGACAUGCUUGAAUACGGAAGUCAGUUUCAAGACGCGCUUCACAAAAUGACUGGUGAAAGAACUGUACCACGAAUAUUUGUCAAUGGAACUUUUAUUGGAGGUGCAACUGACACUCAUAGGCUUCACAAAGAAGGGAAGUUGCUUCCACUAGUUCACCAGUGUCAUUUAAAAAAAAGUAAGAGGGAAGAACUUUAGUGAUAGCGAUAGCAGGAUGGACACCUCCAGCAAAGGUCUCGUUAUCAGUGAAUACGAUGAAGACAUCGGCAGCUGUAUUUGUCUUUUGAGCCCAGAUCAUCGGAAGAGAGCAAUCAGUUUCACCUGCUGGGAUCUAACUCAGAAUAAAAACAUGGUUAAGAAUAAAAGAAAAUGCUCUCAUUUCCAUACUGAAAUGUCUGAAAUAAUUAAAUACUUAAAAAUAC